Molecule: messenger RNA, 390 nt
Organism: Sporothrix schenckii 1099-18
Lineage: Eukaryota; Fungi; Ascomycota; Sordariomycetes; Ophiostomatales; Ophiostomataceae
Exons: 1
Coding region: 1-390 (129 amino acids)
Source: RefSeq, a predicted model, not a curated record
AUGAGAGGUGUCGCUGAUAAAAAUUUGGGCUGUCACAAGACCAGUCAGGACGAAGAGAAGUCGGGCAGCGGAAGGGACAGGAGAGGACGGGCGACUGCGCGGGAGGACAAAGGACAGGAGACGGCCGGACAGGAAUUGGACUCUGGACCGGUCGACCACACCCCCAACUUUAACAUUGACAAGGGUUUGCUCGUCGGAGGGUGUGUCCACGAGGCUGUUGACAGAGGGAUGGGAAAAGCCACCCCAACGUUACCGAAAGUCGACUUUGACGGGGCCAACAGAGACGCGACAGGCGACCCGAUGCACCCCAAAAUGCCACCCACCUUGCUCGCUGCGUCCGUCUGGUGCGUCGCGGUACCGCUGUCGAAAACGUGGAAUGCGGUAGAGUGA